Messenger RNA from Leptopilina boulardi, 3543 nucleotides. RefSeq lists its product as uncharacterized. The record is from RefSeq and is a predicted model, not a curated record. The transcript is spliced from 3 exons. Lineage: Eukaryota; Metazoa; Arthropoda; Insecta; Hymenoptera; Figitidae. The coding region runs from base 1 to 3543 and encodes 1180 amino acids.
AUGAAGCGGAAGGCUACAACCAUCGAGGGACCACGUAAACAUCCCAACUACAGGACCAUCCUGGAUGAGUGUGACGUCACCUUACCACUCAUCAAGGAAGCUCUUGAGUUGGUACCACAAUUGAGUGACGUAGGUAUAAGGCGUACAUUUAUCGAGCGAUGGGUUGCAGAAUGCUCGAGACAUGAAAAUUUGCUGUCGAGCAUUCUAAAAUCGAUGUAUUUUACACAUCAGAAGCAGAGAUGUGUGAGCAUUCUGCAAUCAAUAAUCAGAUUUCGCGCUUUAUUCGAGUCUUAUGUUGUAGAUGGCGCUGGAAUCGGUGAUCCAGACAUUAAUAAUCGCGUGCGCUGGGAAGAGUGUGAGAGUGCUUUUGCAUGUAGACUAUAUACUAAUGCGGUUCUGAAUUUAGUCCAUAUUGAUAUUAGCGCGUUUUUGGACGAUGCGUCCAGGCUGUUUCAGGACCGCAUUAGAGAUGCUUUGAACAAGUACGGCCCCAUUUUGGUGUACGGUGUUCUCAUCGCCAACUUUAAGAGGGUUGAGAAUGGUGAAGAGGUUGUUAAGCCUAUUCCUUUCGGAUGCAAGGCUAACAGUAUCUUCACCACAACCCUCUUAGAUGAUUGGUUCGAUGAGAACAUUAAACAGCCAAUCUUGCGCAGCGUGGAAGAGUUUCACGCAAAGGGUUCGAAUUGGAACCUUCAAUCGAUUAUAAGGGACAACGAGUGCUUUAAGUGGGCGGUACUCUCAGCCUUGCAUUCAAACGUGUCACAUCCGGAGCGUGUUUCCAGCUACAAUAAAUUUAAAGAUGAAUUAAAUUUUGAAGGGAUUGAAUUCCCAGUAGCGUUAAAAAAUGUCCCAAAAUUUGAAAAGCUGAAUGACAUCUCAAUUAACGUCUAUGGCCUUUCAAAGUUCUACGGUGACUUUUCGGUGCAUCCUCUUCACCUUACUGCGGAGAAAAGAGAUAAACAUGUAAAUCUCUUAUACGUUGCGGAUAUGUAUGCGGAUGAGAGUGUUAAAGAGAAUGUAAUAUGCGAUGAUGGUGAUUUCAUGAAUUUUCACUACGUGUGGGUGAAUGAGUGUAAAAUUAAAUUACCAAAGCCCGAUAAGUGUACAAUCACGUUUAAAAAUUAUAAAAAUAAGGAAAAAGUUCCUUUUGUGAUAUACGCCGACUGUGAAAGUUUACUUCUUCCCGCCGAUGAAGAUGUAGACAAUUUAAGUAAGACUGAAGUGUUCCAGCGACAUAAAUUGUUAAGCAUCGGCUAUUAUAUAAAAUGUAGUUACGAUGAAUCAUUAUGUAAAUAUGUACCUUGUCCGAAGCAUGAAUCCGACCCUGCUAAAUGGUUCACUGAGGAAUUAAGGCAAUUAUCUGAAAAAAUUGAUAAUGUCUUUAAAAAUCCAAUACAAAUGACUGCCUUAACUCCUCAGGAAGUCAAUGAUUUCAAGCGAGCGACUAUUUGUCACAUUUGUCAUCAGAAAAUACCGGUGAAUGUAAAGAAAGUCCGCGAUCAUUGUCACCUUACUGGCAAGUAUAGGGGUGCUGCACAUGAGUCAUGUAAUUUAAACUAUCAAGAUUGUCAAACGAUCCCCGUAGUGUUUCACAAUUUAAGUGGCUAUGACGCACAUUUUAUAAUCCACGCGAUUUCGACGAGCUUUGAAGGGAAAAUUGACCUCCUCCCCAUUAACAAGGAGAAGUACAUCUCCUUCACAAAACAUGUUAAGGGGAGUGAGGUCAAAUUAAGAUUCAUCGACUCGUUUCGAUUCAUGGCAGCAUCCCUAGAAAAACUCGCAUCGUACUUAGACGAGUAUAAAAUUGUAAACAGCGCUUUUACCAGUACGGAUCAGGAUAAAAUUAAAUUAUUAACGCGAAAGGGUGUAUUCCCUUAUGAGUAUUUAGAUUCGCGGAGUAAGCUUAAUGAGACUGAAUUACCUCCUAAAGAGAAGUUUUACAGUACUCUUUACGAUGCCGACAUUUCUGAUGAAGAGUAUGAGCAUGCGCAGCGUGUAUGGUCCGAGUUUGAUUGUCAAAAUCUUAAUGAUUAUGUACACUUGUACAUGAAAACUGAUGUAUUAUUGCUUGCAGAUGUUUUUGAGAAUUUCCGAGAACAAUGUAUUAAAGCGUACGGAUUAGAUCCAGCACACUAUUAUACAACCCCUGGUUUAACUUGGGAUGCUAUGCUGAAAUAUACAUGCAUAACAUUGCAACUUAUAACCGACAUCGAUAUGAUCAUGUUUGUUGAGUCAGGUAUCAGAGGUGGCAUUAGUCAAUGUUGCAACCGCUAUGCCAAAGCGAAUAAUCCUUAUAUGGAGAAAUUCGAUGAAAACGAAGAUACAAGUUAUAUAAUGUACUUCGAUGCCAACAAUUUGUAUGGCUGGGCAAUGGCACAAGCGCUCCCAUAUGGUGGUUUCAAAUGGGUUGACAACGUUGAUGAAUCCUUUGACUUUAAUGUACCUGACGACGCUUCAGUCGGGUACAUUUUGGAAGUUGACUUGGAGUAUCCUAAAGACAUCCACGAUACUCAUAAAGAUAUGCCAUUUUGCGCUGAAAAUGCAAAACCACCUUUAUCGAAGCAAGAGAAAUUAUUAACUACUCUCCUGCCCAAAGAAAAAUAUGUCAUUCACUAUCGAACGCUAAAGCAAGUUCUUGCAAACAGUGUUAAGCUUGUUAAAAUCCACCGUGUCUUACCCUACAUCGAUUAUAACACAAUAAUGCGAACCAACGCCAAAAAUGAGUUUGAGAAAAAUCUGUUCAAGCUCAUGAACAACGCGGUGUAUGGUAAGACGAUGGAAAAUGUCCGUAAGCAUGUCGAUGUGAAGCUUGUCACCAAAUGGUUUGUCCGCUACGGAGCCGAAGCUCUCAUCGCACGGCCGAAUUUCCACAGUCGAUCGAUUUUCGAUGAAAAUUUGGUUGCCAUUGAGUUACAUAAGACUGAGGUACUGCUCAACAAACCCAUCUAUGUAGGGUUAAGUGUGCUUGAUAUAUCUAAGACGCUAAUUUACGAUUUCCAUUAUGGUCACAUGUUGAAAAAAUACGGCGAUGCUUGUAAACUGCUGUAUACCGAUACAGACAGUCUUAUCUACGAAAUCAAGUGUGAAGAUAUUUACAAAGACAUGAAAAAAGAUAUUGACAAGUUUGAUACAUCUGAUUAUCCCGCGAAUAACGUCUAUGAUAUUCCGCAAGUCAACAAAAAAGUCCUCGGCCUCAUGAAAGAUGAGUGCAACGGCAGAAUUGUAAUUGAAUUUGUUGGCUUGCGGAGUAAGAUGUACAGUGUACGAGUCGAAGAUAAAGAUUUUAUUAAAAAAGCUAAAGGUGUUAAAGCCGGCGUUGUUAAAAAGACAAUUCAAUUUGAUGAUUAUGUAAAAUGUCUGCGAGAUUUUGACAUUCAAACUCGAACACAAUAUAAUAUUCGAUCGCGGCUUCACAAUCUUGAAACUGUGAAGCAGGUAAAAGUAGCUUUAAGUCCGCAAGACGACAAGCGGUAUUUGUUACCGGGGAGUACCGAUACUCUACCGUGGGGUCACUAUGUGAUCCCAAAUCUCGACGAUUUGUAA